AUUAGGUCUAUGUACUCAAAGAGUCAAAGCAUAGACUAGUUAAAAAUUCAAGUUUGCUAUGGCUUGAAAUGACAAUUGACAAUUAAAAAUGCCAAAAAUAGAAAUAAAUAAUAAAUCUUGUUUAUUGUUGCCGUUGGUACAUCCAUAGAGAAUUUCUCUAUGGGUACAUCUGUUGAGCUAUUUUGGAAUACCGGAAUUAUUUAGUACCGUUCAUCUACCAUAUUGGUCCGUUCGUGAUAGUUAUAGUUCUCAGGAAAUAUUCAUUAGGGACAACAAUGAGUGGUGUAAGGAAAUGUAAAGAGUUUUUGGGAAGUCUGACUCUAGAAGAGCUGAAAACUGUUAAGGUGGAAAUCAAGAGAAAAAAUAUUCCUGAACCUAAGGAACACAUGACGAUACAUAGAGGACUUUAUGAUCCGAAAAGCCUUGUAAUCCAUUUUAAGAAAGAAUCUUUACGAGGAAUAUUUGAUAGAGAAGACAUAGUUUUGAAUCAGGAAUUUGGUGAAGAAAAUAUCAAGACAAAUUCAAGAGGUCGUGAUAGAAGUUCUUCGUCUGAAGACAAUAGAAAAUCAGAAGUAUCAAGAGAUAUAUCUUAUCACCGUGAAUAUUUGAAAGGAGAAAAAAACGAACGGGAAAGAUCAUAUAGGAGCCGCUCUCGAUCAGGCGGUAGAUACAGAAGUCGUUCAGGAUCUUAUAGAAGAAGAAGCAGAUCACCCUCAAGAAAAAACACAGAAAGGAGAAGGAGCACAUGUUCCUCCCCACGAACACAGCCCAAAAAAAAGCCUGGUCUAUUUAUACCAACUGAGAGUGAUUAUUUGAGACAUAAAAGAAGAAAAACUCAUAGAUCUCGUUCUCCGGUAGCAUCAUGUAGUAAGAAUGAAGAUAGGGAACAUUCUAGCAGGUCUAAUGCAGAUAGAUAUAGAAGAAGUAGAAGUCGAUCUAGUUCAAGAAGGAGUCGUAGUCCCUCACCAAGCUCCAAAAGGUGGUAUCGGACUAGAUCACGAGAUAGGUAUCUCGAAAGAAAGACUGAAAUUGGACCUUAUGGAGAUCCAAAGAUGUCUCCGUAUUUAUUUCAAGAUGGAAAAUAUUGGAUCCCAGUUGGUCCAACUUUUAUACCUCGUGGUUUUAUUCCGACUCCGAUGUAUCCAAGACCAUUUAUGCCUCCUAUGAUGAUGCCUAGGAUGCCGAACAUGAUGCCACCAUAUAGGCAAAGAGUACCACGACCAAGACAACAAAGUCCUGUUGUUGAUGUCACUCCAACAACUUCAGUUCAAAUAUUGGAAGUUGAAGGAGACACUGGUCAAAGCAAACCACAGGAUAUAUAAUAUUAAGCUAUUCGAUCAAACAAUAAUGGACUCAAGGCCAUCAUCCAUUUGUAAAUAAAUUCGUUUUAACAAUUAAUUCUCCUAAAAUUUUACCAUGCUAUUGAUUUUUUUCUACAUUGUUGUCAUAUACAUUCAUGUUUCAAUUUAAUUAUUAUUCUAAUAUCUAAGGUGAAAAUUGUAAAAUGAGCUGCUAAUUUAUAUUUUUUUAUUCUUGUGGAUAUUGUCUAAUGAUGUUUUUGAUAAACGAUUGGAUUCAAUACUUCAACUUAAAUUGAAAGUACACCAAGUGUCCUUAAUUUUUGAGUUGAGGAAUUCACUGUACAACACUCUUGGAUGUUUCUGUAUUUUUAAUAUGUUUUUAUGUGAUAUAUUUUAUUGUUUAUUAUAUAAGGUUAGCAAAG
This is a messenger RNA of Harmonia axyridis, 1723 nucleotides long. RefSeq names its product pre-mRNA-splicing factor 38B-like. The coding region runs from base 276 to 1322 and encodes 348 amino acids. The record is from RefSeq and is a predicted model, not a curated record. NCBI's taxonomy places the organism in Eukaryota, Metazoa, Arthropoda, Insecta, Coleoptera, Coccinellidae. The transcript has 7 exons.